Molecule: messenger RNA, 1050 nt
Organism: Drosophila kikkawai
Lineage: Eukaryota; Metazoa; Arthropoda; Insecta; Diptera; Drosophilidae
Product: protein KTI12 homolog
Biological process (GO): tRNA wobble uridine modification
Source: RefSeq, a predicted model, not a curated record
UGUCGGCAACUCUUUUCCAACACUGCCUUUGUUUAUUUACUUUUAUUAAUUUAUUUUUGCCAUGCCGAUCGUGGUGGUUACGGGUCUGCCUGCCAGCGGCAAGUCCACACGAAGCCGACAGCUGCGGGAUUACUUCUCCAAACGGGGCAAGAAGGUCCAUCUGAUCAGCGAAAACGAGGCUGUGCCGAAGGCGCUCUUUGGCAAGAACCUGCACGCAAGCGACUCCCAAAAGGAAAAGGUGGUGCGCAGUGAUCUCAAGUCGGAGGCUUCGCGUCACACCAACAGGGAGGAUCUGGUCAUCCUAGACGCCGGCAAUUACAUUAAGGGUUAUCGCUAUGAGCUCUACUGCGCCACCAAGGCUGCCAGGACCACACAGUGCACGCUGUUUUGCUGCAUUCCCCAGGAGCAGGCCUGGACGUUCAACGCCCUGAGGACUGCGCCGGACGAGGUGCCACAGGAAACGGAAGCCGAGGCAACCGGACAGACGCUGGACAAUUCGAAUGUGCCGUACACCCGCGAGAUCUUUGAUGCCCUGUGUAUGCGUUACGAGGAGCCACAGAGCAACAACCGCUGGGACAGCCCCCUGGUGGUGGUUCUGCCAGAGGACACGCUCGACUUCGAGGCGAUCUACAAGGCUCUGUAUGAGACGCAGCCCCUGCCACCCAACCUGAGUACCCAGAAUGCCCCUUUGGGAGCCACCAACUACCUAUUCGAGCUGGACAACAUCAUGCAGUCAAUCAUCAAAGAGAUUCUCGGCGCCGUCAAGAUCAAGGCCUUUGGCCAGCUUCGUGUCCCGGGUAGCAGCACUCCCGUAAAGGUGACCACAUCGAUGAACGCCCUUCAGCUGAACCGACUCCGCCAGAAGUUCAUAACGAGCACGUGUCGCGCAAGCCAGACAGCGCCUACGCCGGUGGAGCAGGUGCCGCAGCUGUUUGUCCAGUUCAUCAAUGCCAAUACGAUUGGCUGCUAGGCCUGUGAUUUCAAUAGAAAAAGGUUUUACAGCGAAAUGGAAUGACUCAAGCAAUGGCAGAAUAAAACCCCUUUAAAAAA